AUGAAGCUUCUCACCAUCGCCAGCCUCCUCCAGGCAGCAGCCUUCACCACCACGGCGGCAUACCCCAUCACGGGCGACGGCGUCAACUGCCGCUCGGGGCCGGGCACCAGCUACGCAGUCAAGAAGUCCUACGCCAGAGGCACCGACGUCGCGGUGACGUGCCAGACGGCCGGCGAGUCGAUCAACGGCAACGCCAUCUGGGACAAGACGUCGGACGGGUGCUUCGUGACCGACUACUACGUCAAGACGGGCAGCGACGGCUACGUGGCGACCAAGUGCUCUUCCUCCGGAAGCUCAACGAUUCCAGGCCCCGUGGCCAACGACUACCCGUACAAGUCGUCGUGCGGCGGCGUCGACCCGUGGCGCUACUACAAGUGCCAGUGCACCAGCUUCGUAGCCUUCCGCAUCAACAGGCGGCUGGGCAUCGACUUCACCAACACGUACAAGGGCCACGCCUGGGGAAACGCCGACUCGUGGGACGACGCCGCCCGCGCCUCGGGCGUCACCGUCAACAGCACCCCCAAGCCCGGAUCCAUCGCCCACACUAAUGCAGGCUCCGCCGGCCACGUCGCCUGGGUCGCUGCCGUCGGCGACGACACCGUCACCGUCGAGGAGUACAACUGGGCCACCGCCAAGGGCUACGGUAAGCGCACUGUGUCCAAGGGCACCUUUAGCUACAUCCAUAUCAAGGUCUAG
Molecule: messenger RNA, 696 nt
Organism: Lasiosphaeria miniovina
Lineage: Eukaryota; Fungi; Ascomycota; Sordariomycetes; Sordariales; Lasiosphaeriaceae
Product: CHAP domain-containing protein
Exons: 1
Coding region: 1-696 (231 amino acids)
Source: RefSeq, a predicted model, not a curated record